Molecule: messenger RNA, 3062 nt
Organism: Amyelois transitella
Lineage: Eukaryota; Metazoa; Arthropoda; Insecta; Lepidoptera; Pyralidae
Product: serine protease gd
Exons: 9
Coding region: 181-2427 (748 amino acids)
Biological process (GO): proteolysis
Molecular function (GO): nucleic acid binding; serine-type endopeptidase activity
Source: RefSeq, a predicted model, not a curated record
GUAUCGGGAAUGGAUUAUUUAUUUAUGGUUCCAAAUUCAAAUUUUUGUUUUUUUUGUUGUUGUUAGAUUGGCACAACUGUUUUCCAUUUUGGCGCGGAGUUUGAGUUGCAUCUAUUGUUUACAUUAAAUACAGUGCUAUUUUUAGUUAUAUCAUAUCUAGUGUGUAUUGCUAAUUUCAUAAUGGAUAAAAACAUCGAACAAAGAGUUUGUCUUAAAUUUUGCAUUGCCAAUGGAAUAUCGUGUUCGGAGUCACUGAAAAUGUUACAGAAGGCUUACGGUGAAUCGACUUUAUCAAAAACUCGUGCUUAUGAGUGGUACAAAGCGUUCAAAAGCGGUCGAGAUGUGAUGGAAGAUUUGCCUCGCUCUGGUAGGCCAUCAACGUCUGCAACUGAAGUUAACAUCGCAAAAGUGAAGGAAAUAGUGACUGAAAAUCCUCAUUCAACUUUGAGAGAGAUAGCCACCGAACUUUCUGUAUCUCACGAGUCGAUCCGUACCAUUUUAACUAAUAAUUUGGGUAUGAAACAUGUUGCCGCUCGGCUAGUCCCAAAAGACCUGAAUUUUUUUCAAAAACUCAAUCGCAUGAGAGUCGCUGAGGACAUGCUAGAACGAGUCAAUUCCGACCCAACAUUCAUGAAACGCAUUGUUACUGGUGACGAGACGUGGGUUUACGAGUUUGACAUGCAAACUAGUCAACAAGCUUCGGAGUGGCGCCUUCCAACUGAACCGAAACCGAAAAAACCACGCCAAAGUCGUUCAAAAGUCAAAGUCAUGUUGACUGUUUUCUUUGACUAUCGCGGUGUUGUGCACUCGGAAUUCUUGCCGGAAGGUCAAACGAACUAUGUCGGCCGCCUGGAGGCUGUGGGUGGCAAUCAGAUCUUGCACCAGUUCAACCGCGGAGUUCCCCUGACGUACAAGGUGCAUUUCCCCGUGACGUCACCACUCCCGAGGCUAACUUCAUUGGUCGUCAAUGACAAUUUGUUGUGCUAUGGACCUGCAGAAGUCCCAGGCCCCAAUCAGUAUGUCAGUACAAUUAGCUUGCAGCAUAUGCUUUUCCUACGACAAACUGGCUCUGUCAACGGCAUCUUCGAGCAGUUCCCUCAGGAGAACCCCAAACCUAGCCCCGUGUAUGAAUUCGUCGGUACCGGAGGAGAGAAUACCCAGAUCUUCACGUUCGAGACUGAUAAUAGAGAGGGCACUUGGACUAGCAAUUACUAUCCAACAUUCAUUGUGAACAAAACCAGACCACAAUUCGAAGUGCCGACCCGCCCUCCAAUAGUGACUCCACCGCAGCCUCCGGAGCCUUUCAACGAGCCCCAAGAACCUUUCAAUCAACCUCAACGACCCUUCAACCCACCUCAACAACCGUUCAACCCACCUCAACAACCGUUCAACCCACCUCAACAACCGUUCAACCCACCACAACAACCUUUCAACCCACCACAACAACCUUUCAACCCAACUCCGGCUGCGCCUACUAGACCAACUCAACCACAGACUGACUAUAAUGUAUUUUAUCCAGAAAAUACGCAGGCAACCAGGCCUCAGACUCAACCGGCUCCAGCUCCUACGUUCCCGUCGGUACCACCUCGUCUGCCAUCAGCAAUAGAUUCAAUUCCGACGCAGGUGGAAUGCGGUGUGGUGGCUGGAGGAAACGAGCGGCUGCCACUAAUCUACAAUGGGCAAAGCUACUCGCGCGGCGAUUGGCCGUGGUUGGUCGCGUUGUACAAGAGGAAGGACGGGAGCCUGACUUUUAUCUGCUCGGGGACUUUGAUUUCUGAUAGACAUGUUGUUUCAGCGGCCCACUGCAUGCGACAGAAGAACGCGCACACCCACAUCAAAGAUAUAGUGGUCAAAGUGGGGGUGUACAACCUCGAGGAUUGGGGGGACGAUAUCACUGUCACCAGGACCUUGGAGUCAGCGCAUAUACACGAGUCCUACAACGCUUCCACUCUUGCAAAUGACAUUCUCGUCUUCACAUUCGAGAGGACGGUUCAGUUUAGUACGAACAUCAGACCGGCGUGUUUGUGGAGCGGUAACGCUGAUCUUAGUAGGAUCGUGGGAGCUUCAGGAGUUGUUGCGGGCUGGGGCUCCAAUGAACUAGGUCCGGGCGGGCACGGCGAGCCGCGGAUGGUGCGCAUCCCCGUGGUGAGCACUGCCACCUGCCGCGCCAGCAAACCUGACUUCCAUAAGCUGACAUCCGCUAACACGCUCUGCGCUGGUGAUAGAAACGGCGUCGGUCCAUGUUUAGGAGACUCCGGCGGUGGUCUGUAUAUAUUAGACAAUGGAAGAUGGCGUCUUCGCGGCAUUGUGUCCCUCUCACUUCGCCCAGAAAAUGGCGACAACACCUGCAAUCUGAACGAGUACAUCGUAUUCACUGAUGCGGCGCAGUACAUUAAAUGGAUUAAGAACAUUAUGUUGACGAGUUGAAAAAACGACUACCUGUAGUAAUAAACUUACAGCAAAUUACAAUAGACUGUUAUACAUAUUUUCGAAUAAUAUCACAAUAGAAACAAAAACAACGACACGUUUUGAGAAAAGGUCGCUUGGCUUGAUUUGGGCACUAUGUGCUUUCAGAUACAGCGCACCUUGCGCGCAAAGUGAAACUAUUAGAAUAUGUGUCGCCGUCUGGCAACGCACGCAGUUUUCUACACAGUCUUAAAGCUGUUAAAUAAAAUGAAAGCGUUAUAGAGACUGAUGGUGAUGAUUACAAUCAUUUGCAACGAUACAUUUUUCUGUCUUUACCAUUCCUAUAGCCUUGUAUUAUUCUGAAUUCUACUCGUAUGGCAACAACUUCCGGGAAAGAAACAAUUUGCGAGUCGCAUUUUUCUAAUUUAUUUCGUGCAUUCAUAGACAUAGUUAUGUAGUACUUUGAUGUAGCUUAAAUUAACAAAAUUUUUGAUUAAUAGCUGAUUUAAACACUUACUGUGGAAGUGGAUAUUAUGUACCUCUAGCGAAAUAAAAUUUGUUUGUUGAAAUCACAAACGAUUAAAAAUUGUCAAUUAACUAGCUUCCUAAGUAUUUAUAUAAGUAAGCUAACAUAUAAAGAUCAUUUUUAAGAACUU